GAUCCCUUGCCGCUGUGCGUGCGUGUGCCCGGGACAUGAGGGUGCCCGUGCGGGUGUGAGAUGUGCCCAUGUCCGCCGUGAGGAUGACCGUGCGCCUUACGGCUCCCCCAGCCAGGAAGAGAGGGCGACCUUAACGAGCCAGCAGGCACAGCGACACCAUGGCCUCGGCCACCUCUGUGAGCAGCCUCCUGGAUGAGGUCGGCUGCCCCAUCUGCCAGGGCACCCUCAGGGAGCCGGUCACCAUCGACUGCGGCCACAACUUCUGCCGCGGCUGCCUGACGCGCUACUGUGAGGUCCCGGGCCCGGAGCCAGAGGAGUCCCUCGCGUGCCCGCUCUGCAAGCAGCCCUUCCGGCCGGCAGGCUUGCGCCCCAACUGGCAGCUGGCCAGCGUGGUGGACAACAUCGAGCGCCUCAGGCUGGCGCCCAUGCCGGGCCCAGAUGAGGACGUGUGCGGGGAGCAUGGGGAGAAGAUCUACUUCUUCUGUGAGGAUGACGAGACGCAGCUUUGUGUGCUGUGCCGGGAGGCCUGGGUGCACCGGGCUCACACGGUGCGCUUCCUGGAGGAGGCGGCCAGGCCCUACCGGGAGCAGAUACAGAACUGUCUGGAGUGUCUAAGAAGAGAGAAAGAAGAGAUUCAGAGAAUCCAGGCAAGAGAAAACCAGAGGACCCAAGUCCUCCUGUCGCAGGUGGCCACCAAGAGACAGAAAGUGAUUUUCGAGUUUGCAUGUCUGAGCCAGUUCCUGGAGGAACAGCAGAGCGUCCUCCUGGCCCAGCUGGAGACCCUGGACACGGAGAUCGUGAAGCAACGGGAGGAGUUCGAUGUGCUGGUCAGUGAGGAGGUCGGCCGCUUCAGCAGCCUCAUCUCAGAACUGGAGGAGAAGAACGAGAGGCCGGCGCAGGGGCUCCUGACGGACAUCAGAAGUACUCUGCUCAGAUGUGAGACCAGGAAGUGCCGGAGACCAGAGGCCGUGUCCCCUGAGCUGGGCCAGAGGAUUCGGGACUUCCCGAAGCAGGCCGCCCCACUGCAGAGGGAGGUGCAGACGUUUCUGGACAAACUCUGCUUCGAGUUGGACUAUGAGCCAGCACUCCUGUCCCUGGACCCCCGGACCUCCCACCCGAAGCUCCUGCUGUCUGAGGACCACCAGCGGGCUCAGUUCUCCUACAAAUGGCAGAGCUCGCCAGACAACCCGGAGCGCUUCGACCGGGCCACCUGUGUCCUGGCCCGCAGUGGCUUCACCGGGGGGCGGCACACGUGGCUGGUGAAGCUGGACCUGGCCCACGGGGGCAGCUGCACGGUGGGCGUGGCGCGGGAGGACGUGCGGCGCAAGGGCGAGCUGAGGCAGCGGCCGGAGGAGGGCGUGUGGGCCGUGCGGCUGGCCUGGGGCUUCGUCUCGGCGCUGGGCUCCUUCCCCACGCGGCUGGCCCUGGAGGAGCAGCCCCGGCAGGUGCGGGUGUCCCUGGACUACGAGGUGGGCUGGGUGACGUUCGCCAACGCUGUCAGCCAGGAGCCCAUCUACACCUUCACGGCCUCCUUCACCCAGAAGCUCUUCCCCUUCUUUGGGCUCUGGGGCCGAGGCUCCAGCUUCUCCCUGAGUUCCUGAGAGGGCACAGCCUACUCCUCCAAGUCCAGGUUCACCUGGGGGAACAGAAUGCAGCCGGGUGAGGACUUGGCAAGGACCAGGGGGUUGCCCCGCAGUCUGCUGAUGCAGCUCUUUCCCGGACCCCCAGCGGACGCCAGUGCAUGCGGGGCACAGACACUGGCAAGUCCCGGGUCUGGAGCCACAGACCAGGCCCUAGACCAGCCCGAGACCGACCGGCUGUGUCAUCUCAGCAGGACACGUGUGUCUUCGUCAAGUCUUCUCUGCAGAAUCAUUCCCCGCGUGCUGACCGUGAGCCAGGAAAAUCUUCGGCAUCUGAAGGAACUCGCGCCCCAGAGAGAAGACAUGGCAGUGGCGUUGACGGGAGCUGGGGAGGGGCCUCUCUGGCUGUUGGGGAGCUCAGAGGACAGGCCCGGCUCCCCGGAGGGCUUUCUGGAAAGGACAGCUCUGAGAGACGAGUGUGCUUGGUGGGGAAAGGAAGAAGGAUGGCUGACCGGUGGCCCCACGAGACCCUGACACCACUGAGGCCUCCUUCCUUCACCUGGGGGGCUCUUCCGCCUGAGACCAGGGUGUGGGCCUUGCUGGGAGGCCAGGCCGGAACCCGCGGACCCGAUUUUCCCUGCAGAGAGUCUUACUCUGCUCUGGUGAUCACCGCCUGGGGCCUGGAAAGUGUGGGCAGGGGUGAGGCUCAGCUGCGGAGCUGAGAUGCAGGGGUGCAGAAUCACAGGUGGGGCGUGGGCUGGGUCACCUGCACCAGAGUUGUUGAGGCUCCAGACAUCAGGGGGAGAAGAGGGGGCCAGGCUCAGGGAAGGGCAUGCAGAGAGCGCCAGGAGAGACCCAGGCGCGUGGAGCAGGGGCUCCAUCUGGUGGGGCUCUGGGACGGGGACAAGCACUAGAAUAUGGAGAAAAACGUCCGUCGCCCCAGCUGGGAUGUUAGCUCCUGUUUGCAAUAAGAGCAUUGAGCAUUGUCCUCACACAUUUCAGGCAUUGUCUUCCUUUCUGCUG
Suricata suricatta (meerkat) is the source of this 2603-nucleotide messenger RNA. It is a transcript of the gene TRIM10, whose product is annotated as tripartite motif containing 10. Bases 159 to 1601 code for a protein of 480 amino acids. NCBI's taxonomy places the organism in Eukaryota, Metazoa, Chordata, Mammalia, Carnivora, Herpestidae. The transcript has 7 exons. The record is from RefSeq and is a predicted model, not a curated record. Gene Ontology annotation, molecular function: zinc ion binding; protein binding.